Molecule: messenger RNA, 1035 nt
Organism: Mesocestoides corti
Lineage: Eukaryota; Metazoa; Platyhelminthes; Cestoda; Cyclophyllidea; Mesocestoididae
Source: the annotation of a GenBank genome assembly
AUGCUCUGCCUUUUUCAGGUUGAGGCGAAGAUAGCCGUUCCAAAGGAAGUGCUGAGCACAACUCUGUACGUGCCUAGCCGUCAAAUUAAUGGUACCGACGGUGGAACAAGUGCCAGUCGCUUCAUGAAUGUUGCCCCAAGUGGCGUGCAACCUCAGUCGAGUUCCACGACCCUGGCUACGAUGGCUGCUUUGGCGGCUGCAGCUGCUGCAGCCAGACAGCAAACCGCCCAGCAACGACUGGCGCAGCCCAGUCUUUUGCCCACAGCAUUGCAGGCUCCUCUGUCUGUCCCUGAACUCAUGUCGCUGAUGCCGAUGCCCUACCAAACCGGUGCUAUGUUCCCGAAACCAGAGACCAUGCAUCUGUUCUCCCGAUCGGUGUCUACUCCAGGGCCCUCGACUGCCAACCUGAAUGAUUUGUCAGCAGUAUUCGGAGCUGCCUUACCUCAUUCUCUUUCGACGUUGGAUUUUCCCCCGCGUUUCGCAGCUGCCUUUCCUUCACCAGUAGGUCUGUCGUCAGCCCAACAUAAGUUGCUUGCACCUCUCUCGUCAAGUAAUGAUGGUACUGCCCUGGCAAUGGCUUCUUUCCAAAAUCCAUACGCAACCCCCCAACACGCUAUGCAUCAUUACAAUGCAGCUGCAGCAGCAGCCGCUGCAGCUGCCGCCUAUAAUGCGGGUCUCCUUCAACAGCAACAACAGCACCAGGCCGUGACGUUGGCGGCCGCAGCCGCGGCGCAGGCCCAGACUGGUCCACUUCCGCCACCGCCACCACCACCACCGACGACGCUGCAGACGCAAGCAGCGGCUCCACCAAGUGUGAAGACCGAGAAUUUGGGGGGAAUUGUCCUACCGCAGCCGCCCCAGCUUAGCAACAACAUCGAAGGUCUCAACCUCACACAGCCUCAAUCAAAUCAACCAAAACCCUCUGAACCUGUUCUCACGACAUACGCUAGCAAUGCUAUAACAACGCCUCCAGCUGUCGUCACCACCGACUCAAACUCAGGCUUCUGGCUGAUACCCACCAAAAUUCCACGGUGA